AUGGCUUCUUCACCACAAUCGCGACCUACUAAACGAAAGCACGAAACUUUAACUUUAAUGGAAAAGAUGGAAAUCUUAAAGAAAGUGGAUAGUGGUGUGCCUUUUACAGACAUAGCAAAUCAAUUCCAUAUUGAGCGGUCAACAGUUUACGAUAUUCGGAAGAACAGAAAUAAGAUCGAAAACUAUGUCACUAACGCCGAGUCUGGAAUAGGAAAACGUCAAACGAUGAGAACUGGUGAAUAUCCACAAGCUAGUGAAAGAUGGCUUACAAAAUUUAAAGCAAGAUUUGGAAUCAGGUUGCUGUCCAUAACUGGAGAGAAAUUGUCCAGCAAUGAGGCUGCUGUAUCACCAUUUCUUGAAGUUUUUAUGAAAAAAAUUGAAGAGCUUAAUUUGACGGCGGAUCAAGUUUACAAUGCCGAUGAAACUGGCUUAUUUUGGCGACUUUUACCACAUAAAACGUAUGUUCACAGAAGUGAAACGUCUGCUCCAGGCAGAAAAGUAUCCAAAGAACGGAUAACCGUUAUGACUUGUUCAAAUGCAAGUGGCAGUCAUAAGUUGAAACUCUUAGUUAUUGGAAAAUCUAAAAACCCUAGACCAUUCAAGAACACAAAUCUCCCGGUUGUUUAUAUGAGUCAAAAUAAAGCCUGGGUAACCAAAGAUUUGUUUUACGACUGGUUUCAUCAUGUUUUCGUGCCUGAGGUGAAAACAUUUUUAAAGUCGCUAAAUCUACCACAGAAAGCUCUUCUUGUGCUUGAUAAUGCUCCUGGACACGGCCCAAAUGACGAAUUAUCAUCUAGUGACGGCUGUAUAGAAACACUUUUCCUUCCUGCUAAUUGUACGCCUCUGCUCCAACCAAUGGAUCAAAAUGUGAUACAAAUGAUGAUAAACAAUUACAAAAAGAAGAUUUUACUUAACGCCAUAAGUCGAGAGGCAAACAUUUCUGAAACUCUGAAAAUGUUGAAUAUCAAAGAUGCAGUUUUUACAGUUUCUAAUGCCUGGGACGAAGAUGGAGAAAGAGCAAUCAAAUCAUCAUGGAAAAAAUUGUGGCCUAGAAUUUGUGAAGAUGAUGACACUUGGGAAGAAGAGGAUCCAAUUCCAUUACAGGAAUUGGAUCAAAUUCAGUUUGCAACAAAUCCUAAUGCAGGUUUAACACGUGAAGAUGUUGAAAAUUGGUUUGAAGAAAACCCAGAAAUAUAUGAGACACAUUUAACCGAAGAUGAGCUUGUAAAUGAAUCAUUUGACUCAUCCUUGGAUAGCUCAUCAGACGAAAUGUCGGUACAUGUAGAUUGCACUGUCAAAUCAGAGGACGCUUUGGAAAGUGUUGACACUUGCAUUAAAUGGGCUCAGGAAAAUGGAAUGACAUACGAUAUG
Leptinotarsa decemlineata (Colorado potato beetle) is the source of this 1371-nucleotide messenger RNA. Its product is annotated as jerky protein homolog-like. The record is from RefSeq and is a predicted model, not a curated record. NCBI's taxonomy places the organism in Eukaryota, Metazoa, Arthropoda, Insecta, Coleoptera, Chrysomelidae.